AUGUUGGGCACAUGGAGAAUGUCGAGAAUCAAUAAUGCUGGAGAAGCAACACCACACUUGAAUCAUACAACAACUACACCAAAAAGAAUAUUGAGAAGUGAUCGAAAAUCAAAUACCAAUAAGAGAAAGAAAAAAAAAAAUUCAACAUGUUGUCGAUUUGAACAGACACCCAUUGCAAGUCUCUUUCUCACUGUUUUUAUGAGACGAAGUGUUGAAAAAUGA
Clunio marinus is the source of this 222-nucleotide messenger RNA. NCBI's taxonomy places the organism in Eukaryota, Metazoa, Arthropoda, Insecta, Diptera, Chironomidae. The record is from the annotation of a GenBank genome assembly.